Paramuricea clavata is the source of this 14708-nucleotide messenger RNA. The record is from the annotation of a GenBank genome assembly. NCBI's taxonomy places the organism in Eukaryota, Metazoa, Cnidaria, Anthozoa, Malacalcyonacea, Plexauridae.
AUGACUGUUUCAUUGCCAACCAUUGCUCAUAUAUUAUCAAUAGAUUCUACAGUGACUUCAGGUUCAAAAGUGGUAAAUGGCCAGGAGUUACUUGGCCGUUAUAUAUUUCUUGUUGACGAAAAGAAUGAAAGAAAUUCCGGAGAAAAGGUCCAACAGAAAGAAGGCAAGAAAUCCAGACAUGUCGAGGGACCAAUGUUUCAGACAAAAUGUGAUAACGAAGGUAUAUUUAUGAUUAGAUUAUAAAAAUGUUAAAUAUUAGUAAUCUUCUCACUCACUGCUGGAAAAUCUGCAGCACCGUUCCCAGGAAGUUUUUAACAAAAUAUCUUCGCAGGAUAUUUUUGUCUUAAUUGCAGGUUAUUGUUUAAAAAUUCCUAAAGCGUUUUACAAGGUCGGAAAUUGUCUUGUGCCGAAAUUGAAGUCUAUAAUGCUGUGUGGCACCAUGCAUAUGUUCUCUGAAAUCUACCUAAUAUGAAGUCUUGUAUUUGACUUACACAGAGCAUUUUGCUGCCAAGAAGAGACUCUUGCACUUGACCUGUUCUCACAUUCUGAAACAAUCUCGUUCCCCGAGCAUGCCCGUUCGCAGGUUAAGGGUGGGCAUAGCUCUGGAGAAAUCGAAUUGAUUCACGUUAAAUUUCCAACGUGAGUUCUACGCAUGCUCGGCAAUGUUGCAAAAUAUAAAUACAUUUUACACUGAAAUCGAAUUGAAAACAACUAAAAAUUCUGGGGGAAAUAUGUACGAAAGCUUCGGUUGGAUACUGAUAGGGAUACUACAGCUACCUGAAAAAUACAUGACCGGAGAACUUCGACGUUUCGAGCGAAGGCGCUUCGAUCUGUACUGUUUGUAUACAUCGUACUUGACCUUUGCUGAUAAAUAUAAUCUCCUCAAUAAUAAGUAUUAUAUAUUUUUAUGCUUUAAAAUUUACAUAUAACUCUUCUGUCAGAAUUUAUGGUAUACGUAGUGUUAGGUAUGACAGUAUAUAAAAAGUCAAGUACGAUGUAUACAAAGACUAACAGCACAAGUCGAAGCGCCUUCCCUCGAAACGUCGAAGUUCUCCUUGUAUUUUUCAGGUAGUUGUAUCCCUAUCAAUCCGCAGCUUUCGUAGAUAUUUCUUCCAGAAUCUCCAGUUGUUUUCAAUCGAUUUCGGUGUAAAAAGUAUCAAAUUUUCGACGAGAAAUUCCAAAUACUUUGUUUAUAUAGAACUCACGUUGGAAAUCCAACGUACUAUCUGCCGUUAGCCAAUCACAGGCCUGAAUCAAUUCGAUUUCUCCAGAGCUAUGCCCACACUUAACCUGCGAACGGGCAUGCUCGGGGAACAAGAGUGAUCCUGAAACUGCUGUUGAGUCAGUUAAAAGCAAAAGAGAUCAGGCGGACAUUCACCUGCAACGAAUGUGGCAGCCGAGAGUUUGCACCUCGAGAAUUUUGAUCAUAGAAAGUUCAUGAACUCGAUCAUUUACUCGUUAGACUCCAUCAUCUAAUUACAAUAAUUAAAAGAAAAGGAAAGUUAAGACGAAAUUAAGACGAAACCUAGCGUUAAUUCCUUUAAGUUUGCCCUUAAAAAAUACUUCUUAGAAUCUUAUAAGGGCAUUGAUCGCUUCGAAUUAUUAUUGUGACGUACCAUCAAGUUGUACUGUAUAUAAUUUGGAUAUAUACAUUUAUAAUCCUAAGAUCUUUUACAUAUUUACUCUAAGUAGCCUUUAUAGACGUUUUAAAGUAGAAUUAAUAACUUUGUAUAUAUUGUAUAUGAGGGCUACAGGUUUUUCAGCUAUAUUGCUGUCAUGUGUUUCUACCCUCUUUAAAUAAAGUUGUUCAUUCAUUCAUUCAAAGUUCGGUAACUUUUUUUAAUAAAACACUAAGUCUAUGUCUUUGAAAUCUCAGCCGAUCUGAUUAAGUUUCUAUUUUUGGCUCACACUACGAGUUUUCCAACAUGUUUUUACUUCUUUAUUUCGUAUUGCCUAAUACCAUGCCCUACUGAGCUUGAAUUAUCCCUUUCUUGUAAUUCCUUUUGUAUAUCAUUACAUUUUGAAUAAUCAAAUAGAUUCAUAAUUUUGAUACUACGAUAUUGGUUUCAAAUUUCUUUAAAAUCUUGAACUAUGGAGGUUUCAGCGUUGGCCAAAUCUAGAUAGACAUACUGACAUGGUCUUCUUUCACGUGACUGUCUAGCUUUGUUGCUCAGUUUGGUUAAUGUUAAACAAAUAAAGGAAGGUCACUUCAUCCGCAAAGGCAUGCAUGCAGUCUUGGCCUUGGCAUGAAACUCAUUGAGAACUGUUUUUCUCUUUCAAUGAUCGAUGAGAAAUAGUAUCCAAAGCAGUUCAUAUUUUUGUUUGUUUUAGAAGGUUUCUCAGACGAGGAAUCUGAAUCAUCUAUUGAAGUGGUAGACGGACACGAAGUCGUGUUAAAAACUUCCAGUGAGAAAACAACUUCGGAUGAUCCAGAUUAUUUACAGUUACUGGAAGCACAUCAGCAAAGACUGGAAGAUGCUGCAAGUGGUAUGUUUAUUAUGUGAAUCAUACCGCUGACUAUAGCUUGGCCUGAGGAUUUGGGACUUAAAUGGCAAAUUGUGUGGUGGCAAUUAGCAGAUAUUGUAUAACCAGUCAAAAUUUACAUUCGUGUUUAAGAAACAUCCUUACUCUUCAGAGUCGUAGAAACUUGCCAAAGACAAUUGAAAAAUCAUGCCACAUUGUGUCCCCUUGUUCAGUGUUUAUACUAAAGCCUUUUGGAAAUUAUUUCCACACACAUUUCCAAAUAUGUUAUUUGUAACAAUUUUUCAAUAAUCAAUAUACAGCCUAGUUUGGGCAUGUACACACUACAUUAGGACAAUACAACAAGAUUAUCCAAAGUUUGUCGAAAGCAAACCUGUACGGUUAGCGACUUAAUGUCAUAUAAGCGGUCUAAGGCUAAGUGAACUACUGCCGGCUUCAAUAAGUUUGACAACAUCUGUCUCUGCUUGCAUGAUCAUGCUUGCUAGACCAACCACUAGACUGUUCAGUUAAGCACAGAUAUCAUUCGCGUGCAGAUAUUUACUUUAUGAAAUGGUAUAUUAAAUACAUACCCAUACAUCUCUAAAAUAUUUUCCUUUAUUUAUCUUAUCCUGAGCGUGACUAUAACUUAUAAUCACUGAGUUGUAAAACUGAAUAGAUGAGUGCUAACGAUCUAGCCUAGUACUGUAGUGACCUCCUACUAAGGAAAGUCGUUGAAGUAUAACGGGAGUCUUGAUGCCGCGUGGGCGAUAUUCGGCACUAUGUGCUGCCGAGACUAGAAACCUCUUGUAGUUGCGAUGGUGAACAGUACACACCGGUAUAUCUACUGCUGAUAGAAAAUAUACUUCAAUACAGUGAAAAAUACAUCAUCUUUUUAAUUAUUUCGAGUGAUUGUACAUUGAUCCAAGUUGUGACGAGAUUUUGAAGACUUAAGACGACAAUAUGUUACAAAAUCUUUCAAUUCUAUCACGAGUGUGCCAUGAUUUUAUGGAGAGACCACCCUGUAACCGUGUUCAAGGUCAGUAUAUUAUUCCUGAACAUAAAUCCGAUUUUAUACCUAAACACCAUUAUGAACAUUGUUUUAUGAAACUGAAAUAAGCGUGCAGUGCUUUCCCAAUGAUUCCGUGUUACUUAGACCACUGUCUUAAUGCAACAAGACAAGUAUUGAUCAAACAUUGCCGACGAUUGGAUAUCUCUAUUUGGACAAGUUCGUUUACUUACUAAUGGAUACGGCAAGCACCUGUUCAGAUUCAUAGCAAAAAUAAACAGUAACUAUGGUAUUGUUUAGGCAGCUAGAAUACGUUUUAUUUACGCUCAGAGCUUUCAGGCAGUAUCACAGGCCUCACAACAUGGCGCGAUUUCGUGACAACGUUUUACAUGCAAACAAGUGAUAUUAUUAAUUAUCAAAUAUUCACACGAAAUACUGUAAAUUAUGUUCUGUGUAAUAUGCAUCAGUAAAUAACUCAAGUUAUUUAUCUAUAAUGUUUGUAUUUCUCUAUAAAAACAUGCUAUUAACUUCAAGUUGACGGGGAUGUGUAUAUAGAAGCAUCAGUACAGGAUCAUCCGGCUGGUAUAAGUCACAGAGGAUACAAAACGUUUUAUCUAAGACAUGAUUUUUCUGCCAAUCUAUAUAAAUUGAAAGACUAGACCAUUCUUGGUCUAGAAAACUCUGUGUAUUAAAUGAAAGUGAUGAGUAGAAUGAUAGAGACACUAAAUGACCAUUGAUCAAUUUUGUCUAAGCUCAUGCUGAGAAAGAAGAAUGACGUGCCAUGUUUGGUUCUUAAGUUGCCAUGGUGGAAAAAAUCUCGUUGCCCUUGUCUACGGCGUCUAAAUCCCACCACUACCAUGGGUACGCCAAGCAGGCAUACCACGACGUGAUUUUUACAACAACUUGAGCUUUUAACGAACUCUUAAACGAAUAAAAGUAGAAGAAAAUUGAGUAUAUUUGGGUGUUAGUUAAUAUUUGAUGUGCGUAAGCAGACUAUUUAUGUAUGCAUGAGAGAAGAUAAGAGCUGUGCCGUGGCCGGUUAACUAGGCAAAUUAAUAAAACUUAUUAACUUUGAAACACCAAUUCACUUCUUAAAAUGGGCACUAUAGAAAGGCAUUGAGAACUAUUCAUUUUGUAUUGAACUUUAUGUUUUGAAUUUUUAAAUUAUGAUUGCGAAAGUUUUCCGAUCGUUACGACACGUAACAUUAAGUGCAUGAGGUGAUGUAACUCUCAAAGACAAUUCAAAGACAAAUAUUGAAGACGUUUUUUAUAAACCACAUCAAGAUCGUGUUUUGGAUACACCACCUUUAUCGUAGCCAUGUGUAAAAACGAAUGUAUUCGUUCUAUAGACUUCAAACUGAAUGUGCAAGUGCAAGAGCCAUGACAUAAAGGUUCUUUUUCGUUAUGCAAACGAAGUGCUUCAUUAAAACAUGAAGAGACAAUAUAUUGGCAACAAUAAUCAAUAUACACGAAUGUCUUUUUAAACAUCAAAUAUAAACUAUAUAGACAUGCAUGUGAAGAUUUAGUUAUAGUGUGAAAGUAGGCAAAUAAUCUCCUCAGUGAUUAAAUGUGCAGUUUUCAUUUCAUUUUUACCACAAGUUAUAAACAUGAAUGUCUAUGACAAUGACUUCUCAGUUCUAUGGCUAUAAAUUCCGUAGAGAAAAACCUAAUAUUACUUAAAGACUAUUUAAUAAAAACAUUUAUAUAUGCUGGAACAUGCCACAAUCAUAAGCCAUAUAAUUAAUCCAUUGAGUUAUAUGCAUGGACCUAGUCGACCAAAGGCGAAGCAAAAAGAGCGAAAUAUUAAAUAUUAGUCGGAAUACGAAUAUGACCGGAUAGUAUGCAAACCUUUGACUACUUGAUUACUAUUACUAGAUAUAUUGUAUGGUAAAAACGACGUUACUCAAGAGAUUGUCGAUAUGUUGAAAAAACUUGUACCAUUUAUGACAUGUCCUAAGGCAUAGAAAAAUCUUCAUGUCAACUUCUUCAUCGGUUAGAUAAAAUGACGUGUGUUCAGUGUUAACUAAAGUUGAUCACAGUUUGUGGUUUGUUUGGAAUUCCUCCAACUUGAUGUGUUUAAAAACUUGUGUAUAACAAUAACUGUAACUAAAGAAUGGGCUUUGAAAAUCCGAAUAUUUUGUCUGUAGUUCCAUAUUCCUCGUCAUUUGUCACCUUCCGUGACACACUCACUUGCUGAGUUUUAAUUUCCUUCCCGUCAGUUUUUAUAUACAGAUUAACAUAUCACUCGGAAAUUUACUUCGCAUGUAUGAAUACUGUAUUCUCUUCCGAGAUAUCCGCACUAAAGCGGUAUAUGACUUUCCGAUAAACAUUGCUGAAUCCUUUAUUCUUGUAAACCGAAAUACCCGUGUCAUUUUUUAAAUUCAAAAUCCUUAAACAAAAAUAAGGCAAUUUAUAAUAUUUGUAAUUCAUAUAAAAAGUAAUAAUUUAGACCAGAUAAACAGCCCAGGGAUAAAAGCUAUAGUGGUCUAUUUUCUAUCAAAACAAACAAAUGUAUACCGUGGCAAAACAUUACACUGCAGACGUCAACUGCUGUUCAUGGUUUGUGGUUUGCGGAUGCUUGUUACACUGGUUUGGUAGCUAUGGAAACACACGCCUUCUCAAAUUCGGCAGUAUAAAAAUGAAGUAAUUACACUAUACUUUGUUCAAAACGCCGACGCUUACUAAAAUUAAAAAAAUAAAUGUGCAUUUUUUAUACCCAAGAAAUUUCCAGCCAGCAUUUCCUUCUUUCUAUUUCAUGAUUAUGGUCAAAAUUGAGAGCAUUAAAUGUAAUUAGUACCAUUACAUGCUUAAUUGUUUAGUUGUCAUGCAACUUUUACAUGUCGCGUAAAUUGACGCCAAAGUCCCUCGUUUUCAUGUGUUUUCGACUUGAGCUAAUUUAUGCGGAUUCAAUUUAUAAUAACAAUGCAAGGAUUCUCUAAAGACAUACAUAGAUUCGGCUAGUGGCCUAUUGAAGAAUGAAUCUGUCUCAAAACAGAUGUGGUAUAAAUCAACCUCGUACCCAGGCUCUCUUCUAUAAAUUAGCGUUGGAAAAACUCAUCUACUAUUAUAGUUCCAUCGAAUGAGAAAAAUGUCGAUACUGAAGAACGGCCUUGACUUUUUUCCACUGUAGCAAAUUAUGGCUGAUUAAUUGUGGAAUACUAUCUACACUUGUGCGCCAUAUUUGAGAUAUCAUUUAAUUUUAAAAAGCCGCCUGCUUUCUGUUUUUCCACAGAUUUUUUAAACUGUGUUUGAUAUUUUGUUUAUUUUUUCUUGCUCUAUGCAAAACAUUUGCUACCUAUGGCGUAAUUACCCUAUGCAUAAUUUCAACGUUGAUAACAGGUCUUGUGGCAGAAGGAACUUAGUGGAAAUUAUAUUUCAUUAUUGUCUGUUCGUGUCGAGGUUCGUGUGGUAUGAUCCCAGACCCAGUUGUGAACAAGUUUGAAAAUAUUCGUACAAAUAUAUAUGGUAGCUUUACGACUUUUUGUAAGAUUAAUUUUGUAUAAAGUUGUUAAUCUAUCAGCGUAAAGCCGCGUUAAGCCACAGCGAAUAAAUUAGGUAGGUGAUCAAAUAUUGAUGAAGCGUCGUUUUCUGCAUGCCCUGCAGUCAAACUGGUGCCCCCCGCAUACAGGUAGCCGCGUCAAGUUUCGGCGUUGUUUCGUUGUAAGUCAAGUUGAAUCGUUGCUUGGUGAGGAAAGUUACCGUCGCGAAGAAUAAGCUCCAAGGCGACCACUGUAGCCAAGGAUACAAGAAAUUUAGCGUGCUGUAGAAUACAUAAGGGUAGGCAACUAUGAAUAUAUACACAAUAUAUCUUAUCUUCGUUUAAACAUUCAUUUGCAAUCAAAUCGUUUCUUUACUCAAACAUAUAGCCGUGUUUAUAAAUAUGGCAGACUAUCGCGGCAAGCGAAAGACAUAUUGAUCACCAGAUCGCUUUUAGUUAACCAUUUUAGGCAGGACUGGAUCUCUUGGCAUAAUUGUAGUGAAGUAUAAUGAGCUAACAUUAUAUACGACACAAUUUUAAUCUGUAAAGCAAAGUAUUGCCGCUUAUUGAGGAACUGAACGAAACAUGAACAUCGGCUCUCGAAGUAAACACUAAGCCUGAGAUGCGCCAUAUUAAGACUGGUCAUCUUCAAGCAAAGCUUUUCUGUAUACACUGAGAUAUUCUCCUUUUGACCAGUCAAACCAAUGCAUAUGUCGACAUGCUUCAUAGCCUAUAUAUUCAUGUAGAAAAUAGUGGCCAUGAAACCGGUAUAAUGUAAUCAGAAACCAAGUACAUGUAUCGAGUGCCUACGUGUAGCAAUUCACGAGUAUAAUAUGAGUGAUCCAAGGACGUUUGCUAUUUUCCUAGUUUAUGUCGGAAUGAUUAAGGUCCCUAGCAGUUGAAUUCAGUGUAUGAAUUGAACUUUUCUCUAGAUCUGCAUAGAAUGGCUACCCAAAGUUUUAUAAGCCAAGGUAAUUUUGCCGACACUGAGAUGGCUGUACGUAGUGGUGCUCCUACAGCAGAUUUUACUCGUGGCUUACAAGUUGCAGGGCAUGCAAAGUCUGGAGUUCAACAAAAGACAAUUCAACAACAAUCUAUUCAACAAUCAUUACUUCAUACUAUCACCCCUGAUAACUUUACUUCAAAUAGUUCGAUAAAGAACGAAGGUAUUCUAAUUUGUUACUCUUGCGAAAGCAAACUGUAAAAGCAAGCACGUUGCGUAGUCUUUCUCUUUCAAAUUCCAAGACAUGCCUAGCUGUCUGCACUCAUGCGUUCUACGUGCAAAGUGGACAAUGACAAACGAUAACACUGCACUUUAGAAAAUGUUUCGUUCUGUGACGAAAGAUACUGUUUCUUUCUUUUACUUAGGAUUUGCCAAUUCAGAUGUACAUUUUGUAGAAGGUGAUCAACCAACUAUGUAUGCAAACGCACCGGGGUAAGUAAUGCUAGAAGAUUCCGAAUAAUAUCACAGUUCAUGCACAUGUGAAUGUAAACAACUAAAGUUGUGUAUUUCGUCGCUCAUUUUGACCCAGGGUAUUCAGGCUAAGAGACAAAGAAGAUUAUUCGUAUCACGUGAACGUGAUCAGAAACACCUGCAAAUAUAUAGAUGAAUUAUUGCGAUAAUGAAGACGCAUGAACAAUUUUUAAAACAGAAAACUCGUUUAAUCUAUUUUUCGGUAAAAACUCCAUUAUGCUUUGAAUGCAUUUUGUAAAGUUUCUGUAGAAAAGUUAAAAGAAGUUUUUAUGUUGAAUUUUUCCCGUCACGGGGCGUUUCGUGAUGAAUCAACAUGUGUUCGCGUAGCGUUCGAAAAGGUUCUUUUAUUCAACUUAAGUGUAAGCUAUAUUGACGUUAUUUCCUUUUAGCAUCAAAUAUUCAAGUAUGAAAUAGGUUAACAAACCAAAAAAAAACACAGAGUUCUACGAUAAAAUACUUGCGAAAAAAAUUGAUUUCAUUGUGUCACCUACAGUAAAAAAUUCAACGUUGUAUGCCGUUUUCCCAUGCAAUUACGUUUAGCUAGCAAUUUCCCAAUUUAGGCGAACCAAAAAAUAACUAUUAAGAAAUAUAAGAUUCUUCAACUUCAGAACUUUGUUCAAGAAGCCGCCAAUUGGAAACCAGAUCCGAGUUGUGAUCCAUCUAGCCCUAAAAUAUAUUUGUCUGUUUUUAGUACGCAAAACAAUAUCAGUUGACUGAUUGUUUAGCUCAGCCAAUCAACGCUUUGCGCUAGGUCACGAGAUUACCACUUAAGAGACGCGACAUUCAGACCAGGAUUAAAGAAAUGUUUCUUUUAACUCAGGUCUGAAUGUCGCGGGUUUGAAUUUGUGUGAUUCCAGUAACAGUAUAAAGUUUAUUCAAACUACCUGUUUUGAUGAAGAAAAAAUUUUCGUGACAUGAUUCAUCCCGACUAGCUGGGCGCCAUCAUGCCCCUAGCACCCUGGAUUUGUAGCGAACUCACUUCUAAGGUUCUUUGAAAAUAGUUUUAAGCAAAGGAUAAGUGAACUAACGAUUCAUAAAGUGUUAAAAACUGACAAAAAUGGCCGUCGUUUGGCUGCCUUUUUAUGCACACACAAGUCAGUUGAAUAAAUUUCAUUGUUGAUGCAGUCCCAUGACAAUAAGUCUUCUACAAGGAAUAAUUUGUUGCUUAGGCAACGGCAUUUUUUGAAAAGAUCAUUUAUUUUCUUUUUACCAUGACAAUAGUCAUCAUGUAUGCAUGCUUGCGUGAAAAGGCGCUAUUUACAUUUCCUGUUCAAUGAAUGCAGCCCUAGAGUCGCUUUCUUCACGAUGCCAAUCCGUACAUUAACGUGAGUUUUUAUUGAUCUGUUUAUAAAUGCAAUAUGAAAUGUUACAAAUGAAAUACUAUAAGUAUGUAGAAAAUAGUUGCUUAUAUUUCAAGUACUAAUAUUACAACUUAGAAAACUGACUUUUGCAGGUGUUAGUUCAAUUAUCGAUAUUUAUUCGAUAUGUUAUUUUCACAAAAGUGCGAAAUUAUAUUUUAUAGCUGGGCUGUGAGGUGUGUUAAUUCGUUUCUUAUUUCAUUACAAAAUGUUUAGUAAGCACACGUAGCUUAUUGUUAGACUAUUUAAAUGAUAAAGCGUCGUGUAAUUUAUAUAAGGCUAAGUAUUUUUGCUUCCGAUGUAUAAUGUAAAGUGACAUGUGUUUUUCUUGUUUUACAGUAAUUAUAGGGCAAGUUAAAUGUGUGUCUGUACAUAUCUAAAAUUUCAAACAUUGAGUCAUGCAGAAUACCGUUACCUGUGACAAUCCUAUACUAAAGAGGCGGCACAACUCAGUGUGUGCAUGCUAGGAAAAGAAGCAUUAAUUAGACAAAGAUUAAUUUACAAAGGUCGUCACGUCAGCCAGGCAGAAAGCUCGAAUUAACGAUCUAUCAUGCAGUGCAGCUUCUUCAUACAAAUAUAAACAAUAAUCUUGCACUCUAAACUACUCAGAACAGAAUGGUUGAUAGUAAGAAAUAAAGUUCUCAGGGCCACGACAGCUGAUGAUCUGCUCACGUGAGAUUGAAUGAAUUGCGCUCUCAUUUUCACGAUUUCGCCCUUGGAGUUCACACGGGGCAAAUGAAACCAGAGGAAUUGAAGAAUGACAUCGAAUGGACCUAUUUCCUAAUGAACAAAAUUUUGAUCUAGACAGAAAUUUCACCACAGCUUCAAAGAGCAUCACAAAAUUAGUAAUAUUCCGAAGUUUCGUUGCGAAAUGUUGUAAAAUGCGGAUAAUAUAGCCCUGCGAAGUUUGCCGUUUUUCAGUCAUUUUGUAUUACGCGCGGGAAAUUGAUACCUUUUUUCAGACUUGUCCAGAUCAAAAUUUUGUUCAUUAGGGAAUAGGUCCAUUCUUCCGUUCUCGUGUGAACAUAGUAGAGAGGUUGAGAUAUGACUUAACCAAUCACAUGCGUUUAAUCUCCCGAUUAACCAAUCCGCCGUAUCUGGGCCUCUCUAAUCCUAAUUAUCCGUGAGAUCCUUUUUGGCAAUUUAUACGAAUUAUGUCGAGUCUAUUUAAUCAUUUUGCACCUCGCCCUGGUAAAAGGUUUACCAAUGACAGGAGAACAUACACAUACAGAACAUACGCACGACGUAUGUACGUUUAAGAUUUUCAGGUUAAUUUUAAAGGAUGGAAUUAACACUGGCAGCCAUGUAUUUUAUAUAGGACGCUUUGAUGCGUUGUUCCGUAAUGCAUUAUAUAUUUUAAUUAUUCAUGAUAUACUUGCUGUUUUAAAUUUGUUUAUAGUGGAAAUUUUUAUCGUUAUUUAUUGCGGUUGACACCCUUAAAUUUCAGUAGAGUGAAAUUUCAAUAAAAUGCAUGAAGGACAGUGAGUUUAUUGAUAAAAAAGCCUAACACUUAUGUGACAGUUCUGCAUUUUGAAUUUCAGUGCGUACGAAUCUUGCCGUUGUUUUACUCAUAUACGUUUUGCCAGUAUUUUGAACCUAAAUCAAGAUUUAUUAUUCAUUUUUAUUUCUCACGGAUAUAUACAAAAGGUUAAUUUAAUUAAAUUUGCAACGUUUCGGACAUUUUAAAUGUCCGUCUUCAGGCGACAAUUGUUGUUAACGUUAUAUUCAAAAAUGCUGACGGUUUAACCACAGAAUAGGAAGUUAUACCAGAAGCGUAACUCGAGCAAAUAUUUGUCCGCGUUUUUACAAGCGAUUCGUCAUCAAUACGCCAUCCUGGCUAGUACAACCGGCACUUUGUACCUACCAAAUCCUGAUAAAAACUUCCGGCUGUACUAGCCAGGAUGGCGUGGCCUGACGUGAGCGAGUUAAAAUUUUCGUGGACCGCAAACAAUAAGGGAAACGACUAGAGUUACGCUUCUGGUAUAACUUCCUAUUCUGUGGUUUAACUGUCAGUCACGUCAUUUCGCGUGCGCGUCACUAUGCACUUGCGUGCGCGUGUUCUUGUUUACAUGUUCCUUCUUAAAAUACUUAUUUAACAAUGGUCUCCACAUCACCAAUUGUUUGAAAUUGUUCAAAACCGUGUAGCCAUUAUAUUGUUCUCUUAAAGACUCAAUUCCUUCUCUUUCCUCUGUUUUAAUCCAUUUUCAGUUGUUAUCACUCGUGCCUUUUCCCAAUCAAUCCCACUCUCGCAAUCAACGCUAUGUCUCGCCAAACCUCCAUCUUCCUUACCCAUUCUUUCUUCUGCCGACUCUAGUUUUCCAUUCUUUAUGUCCUCUCCCGUCAACCGAACUUUACUCAUAUGCUCUUUCUUUCUAGUUCCAAAUAAGCGCCAAGUCUCUCCCACAUAAACCGCCUCAUCACAUUUGCAAGGAACUUCGUAUACAACAGUCUUCCGUUUCUCUCCCAGUGGUUUCUGUGCCUUUGUUUUCAUUUGUCUCACUUUAUUCAGAACUGGGAAUACUUACUUAAUCCUUACUUAAUCUAUGCCUGAAGACGGACAUUUAAAAUGUCCGAAACGUUGCAAAUUUAAUUAAAUUAACCUUUUGUAUAUAUCUUUGAGAAAUAAAAAUGAAUAAUAAGUUAUGAAAAACAAAGGUGAAAGUUUUAGAAACAAGAUUAAUUCAGUAAUUUAGUCACAUAUUUUACACCAGUUCUGUCCUAUAUGCUUCUCCCACAAUGGCUGCUAGGAUUCUUUUCAAUUGCUGUCCUACAGACGACACUAGAAAGGCUUCCUAAGGCGCAUCUUCAAAAUAUUUGAAAUGGCUUUUAUCUUAUUGAAAGUGGUGUAAUGUUCUGAUACUUCAACUCCUCUUUGGAUUUCGCAAUUUGAGCAAAUAAAUUCAUUUGGUUUGUUUCAAUUUGUCAACAACUAAUGAUGGUCUCUUAUUGUUCAGUUCAUUUUCGUAUGGUGAUACUGCAAUGUUUGGCCAACAAGGUACUCCAACAGCGUAUCUGGAUGGAGGUCAACAUCAAGCUGCAUAUACAACUCCAGCUACUAAUUCUCCAACUAUGGUACCUGGAGCUCAAGGUCAAGUUAUAACUUACCAACAUACAAGUGGUCUUGCUGGACAACUCACUCCAAGACCCCCUAUUACACAUACAACAAGAGCGUCUCCAGCAACGGUAUGUUAACCUGAAAGUUUACAUUUCCUUAUACUUAGAUAUAUGAUCCAAACAUGCAAGGAUGUUAGGCUGGAAGCACGAGGUUAUUUAAACUGAGAAAUUAUUACUGUACAGUACCAUGGUAAUAUCAAACUGCUGUUUCGUGGAAUUGUGUUAAUAAUUUCUGAGUUUCCGUAUGCGCAAUCCUGGGUCCAAGUCAGUCUGAAGAAUAAAAAAACACUUCUCGGAGCGUACUAGGCUCAGGAGAACCAAGCCACUUUUCCACUCAUCGCAAGAGUCGCUGCGAGUUCUUUCAUCCAAUCACAUUGCUCCACAGUUUAUUCUAAUUAGAUGCCAGCACUCGCAGCGACCUUGGGAGUUGAUUUUGCUAUUAGUGGAAACGAGCCUUUAGCAGGACGACACAGACAUCUCCCCUUUUAUAGUUAAACUACAAGAACAGUCAUUAAGCUCGUAUAAGUAUGUUUAUCAACAAUUCAUAUGUAUAUUGUAUUAAGAUAAUUGCCGAGGGAUAUAACUACCUGAAAUAUACAAGCACAACUUCAAUGUUUCGAGCGACAUCCCUCGCAAUCCGCACUUAUCAUCUCUACCUACAUUGGCACAGAUCGUUCGAGAUUAUAUUGUAUUGCCGAUCAUUUACGCCUGAAGUAGCAACAAAAUUAGGAAGUUAAAAUGUAUACGUUAUGUCUUUGUUCAAUAUUUCAGGUUGCCUGGUUGCUUGAGAAUUAUGAAACAUCUGAAGGAGUGAGUCUGCCGCGAAGUACCUUAUAUAAUCAUUAUUUACAACAUUGUCAAGCAAAUAAACUGGAUGCAGUAAAUGCUGCAAGUUUUGGAAAGUUGAUCCGUUCCGUAUUUGUUGGUCUUAAAACCAGACGACUGGGAACCAGGUAUUUACAGUAAUUCUAUGUGGGCGUCAUUGUCAUUGCUAAAAACUCGUUUAAUUUAGACUUUAUUCUAUGUACAUACACAACCACUUGAUGAAGUCAUUACAUUCCAACUUGUAAAAAUUCUGAUAACUUCCAAUGAAUACCGCCAUUGACAAUAUUCAAGGAGUAAAUUAAAACACAGUGAUAAGAGUAUGAGCCAAAAUAUCCUUCAUUGACAUCCUGCGUGAGUCGGUCUUUUUAGACCUUUUUAGUGAAUUUCGGUGAGUUUUCCUGACUCGAAUUGGCUUUUGGAAUUUAGUGUUUCGCCCAGUUGGUUACAACGAAAUUUAUCUUGCUACAAUCACACCUCCUAAAUCAGACAUAGUACUGCAGUGCCUUGCCUCCUCCGCAGGCAUCACCUUCAGAUUGGCGGGCAAAAUUUGCUUGCAGGCAAAAAAAUUGUAAAGUAAAUGAUCCACGAGCGGAGGAAGCUAGUCACGCGCAUGACAUUUCUGUUCCGUAACUAUUUCUUUGUGCUUCUCCAGCUUGUCAACAAUACACAAGUUAGUUAGUUUGUUGAAAUGUUCAGUGUAAUACAAUAAAGUAAAUCAGUACUCAGUAGAUAUAAUAUUAAGUAAAUAUAAUAUAAAGUACACAAGGAAUGUUAUUUGUUUGCUUUGUCUGAAAAUAACAACAUCCCAGUUCGAUGUAGUGAUCAUUCUUACUUAGUUGAAACUAUUAUUUCAACAGAGGUAACUCAAAAUACCAUUACUAUGGAAUCCGUAUUCAACCAAAUUCUCCUCUGAAUGCUUUGGUUGAUCAUGAAAUCCAAGGAGCAAUGCGACAAUCUCCUUCCGCUCAUAAGAGGUAUGUUCGAAAUAAUUAA